This is a messenger RNA of Gaeumannomyces tritici R3-111a-1, 3228 nucleotides long. RefSeq lists its product as hypothetical. The transcript has 4 exons. The coding region runs from base 971 to 1729 and encodes 252 amino acids. The record is from RefSeq and is a predicted model, not a curated record. Lineage: Eukaryota; Fungi; Ascomycota; Sordariomycetes; Magnaporthales; Magnaporthaceae.
GUGCCCUAAUGAAUGAAUGAAUGUGCUCGGCUGAUGGAUAAUUGAUGUGGACCCCAAUCGUGUCCCAUCCGGUGCUUCCAUGUGAGCACUUCCAUGUGCGCAGGGACGAAAGCCAAAGCCAGCAGCCUCGGGCUCGUCCAUCGUCAUCUUGGCAUCACCGAACCGCCAAUCCGCCCUCCCAGCCUCGAGUGCUGCGCUCGGGAGCCUGCACGGAUCAGUGCGCCCUGAGCUCGACUCUCUGGAAAUCGCCACCAGGAUAGCAUCAAUCCAUGAGCGGUGGCUGUCGUCUUUCGAGAUUGCACGUACCCCAUCCAGACAGCAACCACGACGUCAGACAUCCAUUCCAGCGGCACACCCAAUUCGCCGAAAUUUACGGAAGCUGCACGUGCACUAUCCAAGCCCAAGCAGUUGCAGCCGCCAGCUGGGCGCCAGCCUCUGCCAGUCGUCGUCAGGCGGUACCGGGGGAGAUACCUUCCUUUGUCCAUCACACCCACAUGCACCUUCCUGCACCGCACUGGUAGCGUAGCGUAGCGCUGCAGACAAUCAAAUCACCCACAAUCAUCCGGCGCCAGGACCAGGGCAGGCCAACUUGAGUCCAUUGAUCGACAGACACCCCUACCCAAGCACCCAAAGCACCCAAAGACACCAAGCACACCCAAGCACACCCAAGCCACAAUCGCACAGCGUCGCGCACAGCACCUGCCCCCCUAUAACUCGCCGUCGCCCGCCUCUUUGUGCUCUGUCCGACGCCCAACAUCUGCCCACGUUUCAUCCCCAAGCCAUUUCUCGAUCCACCCUCGAACCACGACCAUCCCGCAACUGGGACCACUUCCUGCCAUCUGCCGUGCCCACAAAGAUCACAAGCCCACACGCCCACAACGCCCACCAGCCCACCGCACGUACAUACAGCCGGCUUGCCGCCAUCGCCAUCUCUAUAAGACGCCGCAGCCCGCCUGCCCAUUCGUCCACCAUGUCUGCUGACGACCAGACCAACAACCACUCCCACCACAGCUCCACCAGCUAUAACAACAACAACAACACCAACACCACUGUCGCCGGCGACCCCAACAAUCCCAACGACAUGUCUCGCAACCGCCGCCCCUCCGUCACCUCGGCCGCCUUCACCAACCUGUUCCAGCGGAGCAGCUCUGUCGCCUCGGGCACUCCCACCAUGCCUGGCCCCAUCGCCACCGCCAUGGACCAGCGCAGGAGGCUAUCCGUCUCUACUGUCGGCCUUUCGGGAACCUCUCCCACCGGCAUCCCCACGCCUUUCAGCCUCCGUCGCGGCAGCCUGUCCACCAACGGCUCCGACUCGAUCGACGAGAGCGCCAUUGACGAGGACGACGCCGGCUUUGGCUCCCGCACCACCCCCACCACUCCCUUCACCCGCCGCAUGAGCUUUGGAGCCCAGGCCAUGCGCAACAUACGACCAGGACGGGGAAACAGCCCCGGAGCAAACGAGCAAGGCUUCAAUUGGUCAGAGCAGCUUAGGUCUCGCGCCGAGAGCACCGUCGCCGCCGGCUCGCGGCCCAGCUUCUCCUUUGGCUCUACCGGCACUUCGCCCCCGCGUGCUGGUGCCUCUGCCUUUCCCGCCUCUCAACACGACCGAUCCAAGUCAAUCUCGGAUCUGCCCGCCCCUCCGGCCCACACCCCGCCCGCGAGGGCCGAGAGGCCCAAGCCCGAUGCCUUCCAGGAGCGUAUCCUCAAGGGCGACUUCUACAUGGACUGAUUGCCCCACUGGGCAACCGAUGGAGCUUCCCGGCCAGUCAUACCGGGCUCCUCGCCACACUUCGCCGAUUCAAGAGCAAGACGCUUCCUUCCUGUCCAGACAGAGAUCCUAUGAUCCAUUUGGCCGCUUGCUCACUUCAACCUCCAUAAUACCAUCCUACCCGCCUUGCCAAUCAUCAUCAAUUCAGGCCUCGGCCUAACAGCAUACCGCCGCGUUGCCCUCCAGUCAUGGCCAAGACGAAAACAAAGUCCGGACGGCCAUCUUCUACUGCAGCGAUGGCUCGCACAGUUGCUCCCAGUUGCUCCCGUGUCAACAGCCUCAACAUCGCUCAACAAGCAUUCUUGUUCAUGGACAAGACUGGUCCGCCACGAUACCUCGAGCAAUCUCUCUCUGAUCACACCAUUCGCGUCAAUUUCCAACCACUUCUGAAGACAGUUGCCCUGUGAUUACUAUUGGGACAUCCCCAUCGCUCCCUUUUGGGGUGAGAAAGAUGAGCGAUUUGAAAAAGAAAAAAAGGGAGCAAAAAAAAGCAACUCCGAAGUCAAGAAAAAAAGGAGAGGGGCUUCUCAAUCAGCUCUAGGAUCAGGGCUACAAUGAGGAGUUCAUGGCGCAUAAAUUGGGAGGCACAAGGUUUUGGACCAAACAAGCGGUCCCUUUCAUGACAAACAAGCAGCCGGCGUUCUCCAGAGGGAACAGGUCAUGUACGAACAGGGUUUGCAAGAUUUCCCCAGGGUUCCCUUUCCUCAGCACCAUCACUUGGGCUGUUUUUUUUUUACCGUCUUUCUCUCGGUUUCUUUCUUUGUUGAGGUGGGCAACACCCGGGAGAGACAUGAAACGCUAGCUGCGAAACAAAGUUUGCCAACGACGAGGGGUUCGGGCACAGCGACUUGGUCGUGUGCUCGGUCAGCCGUCAGUUUCCUUUGCUUGCAGGAUUCAAGCGGGUUCCCGACGAGGGAGAGGGAACAAGGGAUGUUUGAACAAGGGGCCACGGUUAGUCGGCACACUGGAGACUGCUCGCUUCUCCCGUGGUCUCUUUCUUCGCUUUGCUGUUUAUAUUGACGAGAAUGACACGAAUAUAUGGAACAAAUAUGCAUAUCAUCACACAUUUCUGGGGAUAUUGUGCGACGUCUUUUUCCAGCACAAAAGCCUUCUUGUCUCUGGUCGUAUCCCAUAUCUGUGGUUCAACGCUGGCUCGGCAGCCUUGCCCAGGAUGCGUCCGAAGAGGGCAGGUAGGCUGAGCUAUACGCACAUACAAAUGGGCAACUCGUAUGGAAAACGUAUUUCGGGAGGUAGGUAGUAGCUGCCGCCUAGUAUUGUGUCUGAUUGUUCGGCAGCCAGCACGAGGUUUGCAGCACAUGCAGGUCCGGGACAAGAAUAAGAUCAACCGCAAAUGGGUCGAUUUUGUGACAUUAAUUUACCAUCCAUCAUGCACACAUUCUAUAGAAUCCUCCAACUGCCGACAACAGAAAUCAAAUGAAAACACCACAAUUCAUGACAAG